Molecule: messenger RNA, 2541 nt
Organism: Nymphaea colorata (pocket water lily)
Lineage: Eukaryota; Viridiplantae; Streptophyta; Magnoliopsida; Nymphaeales; Nymphaeaceae
Product: heat shock protein 83
Exons: 4
Coding region: 155-2260 (701 amino acids)
Biological process (GO): cellular response to heat; protein folding; protein stabilization
Cellular component (GO): protein-containing complex; cytosol; perinuclear region of cytoplasm
Molecular function (GO): ATP binding; ATP hydrolysis activity; ATP-dependent protein folding chaperone
Source: RefSeq, a predicted model, not a curated record
GGUUUGCUUCCCGCUGCCUCGUCCCGGCAGUCUUAUUUAUAGGAGAGAAGGGACGCGACGCUCUGUCUUCCGCAGCCGCACUGAAGUGAAGCAGCCACUUCCCUCCGACGAUCAUUUCCUCUCAUCUCCCUCUUCCUCCAGAUCGUUUGCUGCCAUGGCCGACGUUGAGACCGGUGAGGCCGAGACCUUCGCCUUCCAGGCGGAGAUCAACCAGCUUCUCAGCCUGAUCAUCAAUACCUUCUACAGCAACAAGGAGAUCUUCCUUAGGGAGCUCAUCAGCAACUCCUCUGAUGCCUUGGACAAGAUCAGAUUCGAAAGCCUGACAGACAAGAGCAAGCUUGAUGCUCAGCCCGAGCUAUUCAUUCGACUAGUUCCCGACAAGGUUAACAAAACCCUAACCAUAACUGAUAGUGGAAUCGGCAUGACGAAAUCUGACUUGGUGAACAAUUUGGGAACAAUUGCAAGGUCUGGAACUAAAGAGUUCAUGGAGGCAUUGCAGGCUGGAGCUGAUGUGAGCAUGAUCGGUCAAUUUGGAGUAGGUUUUUAUUCUGCCUACUUGGUUGCUGAGAAGGUUAUUGUUGUCACCAAGCACAAUGAUGACGAGCAGUAUAUUUGGGAAUCUCAAGCGGGUGGCUCAUUUACUGUUACCAGAGACGUCUCUGGUGAAAAUCUGGGCCGAGGAACCAAAAUUGUGCUCCACCUGAAGGAGGACCAGCUGGAAUAUUUGGAGGAGAGGAGGCUGAAGGACCUCGUAAAGAAGCACUCUGAGUUCAUUAGCUACCCGAUCAACUUGUGGACUGAAAAAACCACAGAAAAGGAGGUGAGCGAUGAUGAGGAGGAAGAGAAAAAAGAAGAAGAGGGAGCUGUAGAGGACGUUGAUGAGGAGAAGGAGACCAAAAAGAAGAAGAAAGUGAAGGAGGUUUCUCAUGAAUGGUCCCUUAUUAACAAGCAGAAACCUAUCUGGAUGAGGAAACCAGAAGAGAUCACCAAGGAAGAAUAUGCUUCCUUCUACAAGAGCCUGACUAAUGACUGGGAAGACCAUCUUUCUGUGAAACACUUCUCCGUUGAAGGUCAGCUUGAGUUCAAAGCCAUUCUUUUUGUUCCCAAGCGUGCACCUUUUGAUUUGUUUGACACAAGGAAGAAGAUGAACAACAUCAAACUCUAUGUGCGACGUGUCUUCAUCAUGGACAACUGUGAGGAACUCAUUCCCGAGUACCUUGGUUUUGUGAAGGGUGUUGUUGAUUCGGAUGAUCUUCCUCUUAACAUUUCCCGUGAGAUGCUUCAGCAAAACAAGAUCCUUAAGGUGAUCAGAAAGAAUCUUGUCAAGAAAUGCAUUGAGCUGUUCUCUGAAAUUGCCGAAAACAAGGAUGACUACAACAAAUUCUAUGAGUCUUUCUCAAAGAAUCUCAAGUUGGGUAUCCAUGAGGACAGCCAGAACAGAGGUAAGUUGGCGGACUUGCUGAGGUAUCAUUCGACAAAGAGUGGUGAUGAGCUCACGAGCCUGAAGGACUAUGUGACCAGGAUGAAGGAAGGCCAGAAGGACAUUUAUUACAUAACGGGUGAGAGCAAGAAGGCUGUUGAGAAUUCUCCCUUCCUGGAAAGAUUGAAGAAGAAAGGAUACGAGGUCCUUUUCAUGAUUGACGCAAUUGAUGAGUAUGCUGUUGGACAGCUCAAGGAAUAUGACGGGAAGAAGUUGGUUUCAGCAACAAAGGAAGGGUUGAAGUUGGAGGAAACAGAGGAGGAGAAGAAGAAAAAGGAGGAGAAGAAGGCUGCUUUUGAAGGUCUGUGCAAGGUGAUGAAGGAUAUAUUGGGCGAUAAGGUAGAGAAGGUGGUCGUAUCAGAUAGGAUUGUCGAUUCUCCCUGCUGUCUGGUGACAGGUGAAUAUGGGUGGACAGCCAACAUGGAAAGAAUCAUGAAGGCUCAGGCCCUGAGGGAUAGCAGCAUGUCUUCAUACAUGUCAAGCAAGAAGACUAUGGAGAUCAACCCAGAGAAUGCGAUAAUGGAAGAGCUGAGGAAGCGAUCAGAUGCUGACAAGAACGACAAAUCAGUGAAGGACCUGGUCCUCUUGCUGUUUGAAACUGCAUUGCUCACUUCUGGGUUCAGCCUGGAUGACCCGAACACCUUUGGAGGAAGGAUCCAUAGGAUGUUGAAGCUGGGUUUGAGCAUUGACGAAGACGAAGCUGCUGCUGGUGAAGAUACUGACAUGCCCGCCCUGGAGGAUGAUGGUAACGAGGAGAGCAAGAUGGAAGAAGUUGACUAAGAGUGUCACAGGCGUAGCCAUAGUAUUGGUGCGACGUCUGAAGUUUUUGUUUGUUGAACUUGGUUUCUGCUACAGUUUUAUUUUUUUAAUGUUUUUUGCUUGGUAUUAUUAGCUGUCAGAGGAAUAGGUAGAGAUGCUAAUUCUGGGUUAUGUUUUUCGUGGAUUUGUUUCUCCUUUCCCAUAGUUUAAUGAGUUUUUAACUCAAUAUUUAGCUACUACGCCUGGACCGUCACUGUUGGGAUUCUUGUUAAUAUUUGAGCCUGUCAACCUUUCCUGGUUUC